Molecule: messenger RNA, 6528 nt
Organism: Choloepus didactylus (southern two-toed sloth)
Lineage: Eukaryota; Metazoa; Chordata; Mammalia; Pilosa; Megalonychidae
Gene: GPR158
Product: G protein-coupled receptor 158
Exons: 11
Coding region: 1-3606 (1201 amino acids)
Biological process (GO): G protein-coupled receptor signaling pathway
Cellular component (GO): membrane
Molecular function (GO): G protein-coupled receptor activity
Source: RefSeq, a predicted model, not a curated record
AUGGCUUGCCCCUUACUGCUGUGCCUCCUGCUCGCUCCCCUGGGAUCGGGAGCUGUGGACGCCAGCCGCGACCCUCCGGGACGGCCGGACACCCCUCGGGAGAGGACCUUGAGGGGGAGGCAGCCUGCCCAGCUGCCGGCUCGCGCUGCUGCCGCGGACCCCUCUGCUCCCUGGAGCCGCUCCGCUGCCGGCAGCAUGUUGGCGCAGAAACUCUCCCAGGAGGUGCCCACCGACGUGGCCUCUUACCUCUACACCGGGGACUCCCACCAGCUGAAGCGAGCCAACUGCUCCGGCCGCUACGAGUUGGCGGGCCUGCCGGGGAAGGCGCCCGCCCUAGCCAGCUCCCACCCCUCCUUGCACGGGGCGCUGGACACGCUAACGCACGCCACCAACUUCCUCAACAUGAUGCUGCAGAGCAAUAAGUCGCGGGAGCAGAACUUGCAGGACGACCUGGAGUGGUACCAGGCGCUGGUGCGGAGCCUCCUGGAGGGCGAGCCCAGCAUCUCUCGGGCGGCCAUCACCUUCAGCACCGAGUCGCUGUCCGCGCCCGCCCCGCAGGUCUUCCUCCAGGCCACGCGCGAGGAGAGCCGCGUCCUGCUCCAGGACCUGUCCUCCUCGGCGCACCAUCUGGCCAACGCCACGCUGGAGACCGAGUGGUUCCACGGGCUCCGGCGCAAGUGGAGGCCCCACGUCCACCGCCGCGGCUCCAACCAGGGGCCCCCGGGCCUGGGCCACAGCUGGAGGCGCAGGAACGGGCUCGGCGGGGACAGGAGCCACGUCAAGUGGUCUCCGCCUUAUCUGGAGUGCGAGAAUGGGAGCUACAAGCCCGGGUGGCUGGUCACUCUCUCCGCUGCUUUCUACGGGUUGCAGCCUAACCUGGUCCCUGAAUUCAGGGGUGUCAUGAAAGUUGACAUAAAUCUUCAGAAGGUGGACAUUGACCAAUGUUCGAGUGAUGGCUGGUUUUCAGGAACUCACAAAUGCCACCUUAACAAUUCAGAGUGUAUGCCAAUUAAAGGCCGGGGAUUUGUGCUUGGAGCCUACCAGUGCAUUUGCAAAACCGGAUUCUAUCAUCCUCGAGUCUUUUCAGUGAACAACUUUCAGAGAAGGGAUGCAGGUCACCAUUUUGCAGAAAGUGCAAAAGAUGUGUCAGAAGAAGCCCACAUCUGCCUACCCUGCAAGGAGGGCUGUCCCUACUGUGCUGAUGAUAGCCCCUGCUUUGUCCAGGAGGAUAAGUAUUUGCGACUUGCCAUCAUCUCCUUCCAAGCCCUGUGUAUGCUGCUUGACUUCGUUAGCAUGCUGGCCGUCUACCACUUUCGCAAAGCAAAGAGCAUCAGGGCAUCAGGCCUUAUCCUGCUGGAAACAAUCCUCUUUGGGUCUCUGCUUCUGUACUUUCCGGUGGUUCUUCUGUACUCAGAGCCAAGCACAUUUCGCUGCAUUCUCCUAAGAUGGGUUCGUCUUCUCGGUUUUGCUACUGUUUAUGGAACCGUCACUCUCAAGCUUCACAGGGUUUUGAAGGUGUUUCUCUCGCGGACAGCCCAGCGGAUUCCAUAUAUGACAGGAGGGCGGGUCAUGAGGAUGCUUGCAGUGAUUCUCCUGGUGGUAUUUUGGUUUCUUGUUGGCUGGACUUCGUCUGUGUGCCAGAAUUUGGAGAGGGAGAUUGUACUUAUUGGCCAGGGGCAAACAUCUGAUCACCUCAUCUUCAAUAUGUGCCUCAUAGACCGCUGGGAUUACAUGACAGCAAUAGCUGAAUUUUUAUUCCUCUUGUGGGGUGUUUAUCUCUGCUAUGCAGUGCGGACGGUGCCAUCAGCAUUCCAUGAACCACGCUACAUGGCUGUCGCAGUUCACAAUGAGCUCAUUAUCUCUGCCAUAUUCCAUACAAUCAGAUUUGUCCUUGCUGCCCGCCUGCAGCCUGAUUGGAUGUUGAUGCUGUAUUUUGCGCACACCCAUUUGACAGUGACUGUCACCAUUGGGCUGCUUCUGAUUCCAAAGUUUUCACAUUCAAGCAAUAACCCGCGAGAUGACAUCGCUACAGAAGCCUAUGAGGAUGAGCUGGACAUGGGCCGCUCUGGAUCCUACCUCAACAGCAGCAUCAAUUCAGCCUGGAGUGAGCACAGCUUGGAUCCAGAGGACAUUCGGGAUGAGCUGAAGAAACUGUACGCCCAACUGGAAAUAUACAAAAGGAAGAAGAUGAUCACGAAUAAUCCCCACCUCCAGAAAAAACGGUGCUCUAAGAAGGGCUUGGGCCGUUCCAUCAUGAGACGCAUCACCGAGAUCCCGGAGACGGUCAGCAGGCAGUGUUCCAAAGACGACAAGGAGGCUGCAGACCAUGGCCCAGCCAGAGGCCCAGCCCUCAUUAGGAAGAACCCACAGGAGUCUUCAGGUAACGCCGGGAAACCCAGGGAGGAGUCUCUGAAAAACCGUGUCUUCUCACUGAAGAAAUCCCACAGCACUUAUGACCACGUAAGAGACCAGACGGAAGACUCCAAUAGCUUAGCAACAGAGAGCCAGGAAGAGGCCACAGAGAACUCCACACUGGAGUCUCUGCCGGGCAAAACACCAACACAAAACCUGAAAGAAAACUGUGAGGCCGAGUCUGCAGAGUCAGUGCCUCUGGUGUGCAAGUCAGCAAGUGCUCACAACCUCAGCUCCGAGAAGAAGCCUGGGCACCCGAGAACGUCCAUGUUGCAGAAGUCUCUCAGCGUCAUAGCAAGUGCCAAGGAGAAGACUCUUGGAUUGGCUGGGAAAUCCCAUGUGUCGGGCAUGGAAGAACAUGCUAAAUCCCAGAAACCCCUGCCAAAGGAUAAAGAGACAUUCAGAAACUACUCAAAUGCAGAGAAUGCAGAGAUGAAAGAAUCUGUCCCCCUAAGCUCCAAUAAUUGGGAGGAGCCAAGAAAACCUCAGAAAUCUGGAAUUAUGAAACAACAGAGGGCCAACCCCUCCACUGCCAAUUCUGACAUGAUCUCGGGCGCCACGCAGAUGGACAACUUUGACAUAGGGGAAGUGUGUCCUUGGGAGAUUUAUGACAUGACCCCUGGCCUGGUGCCUUUAGAAUCGAAAACUCAAAAACAUGUGUCUAUUGCAGCUUCCAAAAUGGAUAAAAACCCAACUUUUUCCUUAAAGGAAAAAUCUCAUCACAAGGCCAAGGCCUCUGAAGGAUGCCAGCAGUCCAGUCAGCUGAGCACGGGGAAGGCUGAGGCAGGCCCUUGGGAGAGCCGGGGGCCGUCGCUUUUUGAAGACGAGAAGCAUUUGGUCUCCAAAUCUCAGGUUCUCCCAGGGAGAGCUAAAGACGAGAACACCGGCCAGCAUUAUGCAGCCAGUGUGUGUGCUGAGCAAGAGGCAGAGCGGCCCCCCAAUGCUGCAGCACCGAAAGUAGAGAAUGGAAACCUCAAACAAAAAGGAAACCGGGAGAAAAAGACAUCUUCCCCUGAGGAAAAUGUGCCUGGCCCCUGUAACUCGAGUAAUAGCUUUCAGCGACCUCUGACCUCACGGGUUGAGGUGUGCCCUUGGGAGUUUGAGUCCCCAGAUCAACCAAUUUCUGAAAGAAGUGUAGCUUUAUCUGCUUCUUCUGCAUUAAAUGCAAAUAAGUUAGCAGAGCCUCAGAAAUAAGAGGUCUGGGAAACUUUGAAAGUGUAGUGUCCCCAGAAAGCCAAGGAGAAGGAAGAAAGCCCAGAUUCUUUAUAAAAGAAGAUGCAAGGAUCAAAAAUUCCCAAGGAGUAGUUUUCAGUCAAGGGAGAUGUGACAGAUAAUGAGGUGAGGUCAAAGGCAAGGGGUGGAAGAGGGCUAGGAGCGGAGGGGGCACCUGGGGUUCCCUGGAGAGGUCAGACUCGGGCGAGAAAAGUCAUUCCCCUGGUGGUGCAGGAAAUGAUUGCUUGGCAGCAGGUGCAAGAGAAAGAGCUUCGAGUCUGCCCCUGAUCGAUAAUUACCCACAGGGCUUUGAGGAUCCUAAGCAAGCAAACCAGAAGGAAAAGUUGCAGACGAAUAGGACUGGAAUUCUGAAAAGAACUCUCACUUUAUCUAUUUAAUCUUGAUAGCACUGCUAACCUAAUGCAUCCCAAAUCCCUUUUUUAUUAAUGAUUGCUCUCAUUUUCUUAUAAAUGUGUGUUUCAGUACAUUGUUGUAUCUCAUAUAAAGCAUUCCAGAUUGUGUAAUUUUUGCAAAUAACUUUGAUAUUAUGUGACCCAAUACAUUUAUGCAAUCUGCAGCUACUCAAUUGUUAUUGCAACUUACAGAAUAUCUGCUCUCUAUCAACUUUAGUUGGUUCUUGAAGUACAGCAAGCUUUCUCUUGGGAGGCCAUAACUCUUAUGAUUUAAAAAAAAAAAAAAAAACUUUUAGUUUUGGCUGUGGUUUAAUGUAUUGUAAAUUUGGAUUUGACUCUAUUAUUUCACAUCACGAUUUGUUAUACUGUCUUCAGCAGGGUUUUAUGCCGGCUAAGUUACUCGUUUUGCACUUCUUGUUAGGACUCAGAUGCUUCAUUAAUAUUGGAGAUCAAGUGGUCCUACUUAGUCAUAAGUCUCAAUAAGCUAAGGACAACUUAUCCACUGUUUGUUAAAGAUCAGAGACAACACCUUCAUUCCAAUUUAUUAUCCCUUUUAACUCUUUCAGUAUUUCAUACUUAGCAGCAUUUCCUAAGGAAGAAGCUAAGAAUGAGAAAAAUAUGCUGUGGAUUAUUAUUUCAAUUGUAAAGGGAAGUCCCUAGGAAUGACAUGAGAAUUAACAGCAGUACUACAGAGCCAGGGAAUUUUGCCUUUGAAAACAAAGACAGAAAGGUAGCUCUUGGCAGCACUUUCAAGGGAUUAUUUUUCUAAAGAGAAAAGUUUUGGUAGCAUCAAGAUCACUGUAUGGAUAUAUUUUUAUUAUGCACACUAAAUAUAUAUUUUAAAUUACCUUAAACUAUUUAUUCUCAUAAGCUCCUAUUCAUUGCUUCAGCUAGGGUUAGAAUUUUCUGGGCUCAAAUACCAAAGAGGCUUAUAGCUUGAAUUAUUCAAAACCUCAGUGUUUUGAGCUCUUCAUUCUCCCAAGCCCUGUGAAACUUACGAAUCCUUCAAAUUGCCACCUGGCUCAAAAUUAAAACCUAAGUUUCAUUUGCAAGGCAAAACAGCCCCCAAAGCAUAUUUUAUAAAACUUAUUGCCUUCCACACUGAUCACUUGGCAUGAAAAUCCUAAGCUGCUGACUUAGCCCCACUGAUGUGAUCAUACAAUGAAAUUUCAUGCCAAAGCUCAGUCUCAUUUUAUUUAAAAAUGAGUUGCUUCAAAACAGAAUCCAGACUUUCCUUUCUCUCUCACUCAUCACUGAAGUAUCAUCAGCUUUUUUGGCCAGGGCAUUUACAACCCAAAAGACCAGCCUUCACUUCAUGAGGGGCAAAGGAGAACUUGCUAGGAUAAAAGAUGCAAAGAGGGAAUCAGAAGGUAGACACAGGGCUGUUCUUGGAGAAGAUUAUACUCAGUGGAAGGUAAAACUAGAAAUUCUCCUUAUCCAUCAUCACAAUCUUCUCAGUGAUUUUUGUUCAGGUAAGUGAGCAGUUCGCUAUUUUGCAAGGCUGUGCGUAAUUCUUCCUCACCCACGUGCUUGCUUUAUGCGUUACUCAGGUUGAUGAGAUAGGUUUGAAGAGACAGAACUGCGGCUUUGUGUGUUUCAUUCACUUCUGUUUCUUCCUUUCCUUAUCAGGUAAAGCUUAUCUAUUUGAUGACCUUGGAUAUUAUUCUAAGGCAUAUUUGUUAAUUUGGCUUGGAGUUUCUAGACCCAUCUAAUUGUGUCAUUAGCACUCUGUUCACUUUUUGAGAAAUAAGCAGUCAAGCUUCAAUGACUUUCAUUGCACCUCAGGAUGAUCUUGCCAGAGAUGUGACUUAAAGAAGACCUGCCUAAUUGUACCUUAGUGACAGUCUACUUACAGUCCACAGAGAAUCCUGCACCAGCAUAAAUCAGUGAGCGUGCCUAGGGCCUUUCCUAGAGUUUCAUUGCCAUUGCUUACCACCAAGACAAGUUUAAAUCUGCAAUUUUUGAGUCUCUUUUACCAGCUUCACAACCACAAGAAAGUGAAUAAACACUAUUAACCUCACAAACACGUGCUAGGUUGUCCUUCUCAAUGCAUGUGCAGGCUGCAUCCUGUCCUUGUUUUUAAGCCAGGGUUUAUAAAUAAGUAGAUUUAUACCAAUCUUAAUAGGUCUGUAUAUUUUAUGCAAGAAUUAAAUGCUUUAAGACAUGAAUUAUAAUUCAACCCAUUGUAAACUUUGGUGGCAAUAUGGAUUUGAAACUCGACAGUUCUCUUGUAUUUGCUUCCUAGGUUACUGCAUGCAAGUGAUGACAGGUAGGAUUGAAAAAACACUGCCUUUGACUUCUAGCAUUUAGCAACUGAGAGUUGUAGAGUCAAUAAAGCUGUAAGUCUCUUCACUUAACCCGUGGUUCCUCUGAAACUAUUAUCUGAAACCUACAGCAUCCCACCAUGAAAUAUUUGGUAACUUUAUGUUGUGAUGUGUUGCAGCAUGUAAAUAAUUAUAACUUCUCUGCAAUAAAGCAUAUUUAUAUGAAA